This is a messenger RNA of Triticum aestivum (bread wheat), 2001 nucleotides long. Its product is annotated as FBD-associated F-box protein At5g60610. The coding region runs from base 227 to 1663 and encodes 478 amino acids. Gene Ontology annotation, molecular function: protein binding. The transcript has 5 exons. NCBI's taxonomy places the organism in Eukaryota, Viridiplantae, Streptophyta, Magnoliopsida, Poales, Poaceae. The record is from RefSeq and is a predicted model, not a curated record.
CACCGCUAAAAAAAACACUUGGCGCUGACGCCGCCGGUCGACGUCGGUCCUCUCGAGGAUGGCCGCUUGUCGGCGGCUUGGCUUGGUUUGACGGAGCUGGAACUCUCGAUGUGACCGUACUCCGCGCUUGGAUCGAGGACGGCGCCUGCAGCGAUUUGAAUCCCGAGCCCACCUUUGCCCCGUGCUGCUUCAGAGCUCAAACCCUAACCAGCAAACCCCGACUCGGAUGGAGAAAUCCGUUGCGGGAUCAGCAGACGAGGGGAACGUCUCCAUGGACAAGUCAAGCUCUUGCAAGAAGCGGUGUCUUUGCGAUUGGAUCAGCGGACUGCCCGACGAAAUCCUGGUCAGCAUCCUAGACAAGUUGGAUUCCAAGACUGCAGUUGGCACGAGCCUCCUCUCACGGCGAUGGAGGCGCUUAUGGAGGCUCGUGGAAUCCUUCCAUUUCAGUGAGGUGGUUUUACCAGACAACUAUUGCUGGGUACGCCUCGGACCAAUGCGGGACUACUUCAGCACACAUAGAGAUCACCAUUUUGUUGAGUCCCUCCAGUGGUUCACAAGGCUUAAGAGAGAGACACCAUUGAGAAGACUGUCCCUUGUGUUCUCAGGCAGUGUGGAGUGUAGCGAUGUGGUCAACAGCGCCAUAGCUUCUGCAGCUCAGCAUGGUAUCAGUGACAUUGAUAUGGCAAUUUUUGGAAGGAUGGAGUACGAGUUCCCCUGGUGGUUGUUGUCUGUUUGCAGGAGCUCAGCGCUGACCAGCUUAUGCCUAAGUCAUUGCAAGCUUUCUGUCCCCCUCGACUUCGGAGGAUUCGGUUCCCUCACAAAGCUUGUCCUUGUCCAGAUGUAUAUGAGCCUGAAAGAGGUGCAAGUUCUCCUCAGGUGCUGUACAAACUUAGUGAGCUUACACCUGAUUGGCAUGUUUGAUAUCAGAAUCCUGCGGCUUCCAAAGCUUAAAGAAUUGCUAUUGUUAAUGACUCCAUCGUUGGGUAAAUUUAAGGUAGACACACCAGACCUGCAAAGAUUGGAGUACUGCGGAGAGAUGCUCCCAACAUCUACAUUUCAAUCCAUUCCAUGUCUUGAGCAUGUUUCCCUGCAAUUUACUGAUGAUAUUUAUCCAGAAUAUGACGCGGACAAGUUGGAGGAUAUCUCUACUUGUUUUCCCCAUGUCAAGAGCCUUUGCUUGCGGUACGAGAUCCCCAAGCUAGUCAAACCAAGAACUCCUGCCACCUUUUUAAACCUCAAAGUCCUAACUUUGAACAUCGCUACAAAACCUUCGGAUGAUCUUCUUUGGAUGUUCAUGUUCCUAAUUGCUGCACCAUAUUUGGCUACACUGAGAACUACUGUACACUAUUUAUCAUAUCUUGAAUCUCAUAGUGGGGUGGUAUGGGAUGAUGUCGACUUCCAGCACGUCAGUUUGAAGAAUGUAGAGAUGUAUAACUUCAUGGGAAGAGAUAAUGAGAUAGGCUUGGCGAGGCUACUGUUAUGUAGGGCUCCUAAUCUGAGAUAUUUGUCCUUCAACCAAGCUCGUCUGGAGGAAGGUGAUGAUCACCAGCUGGUGCCCCCUACCUGGCCCAUGGCUGAAACUUUUUCCCCAAGAGACAGCCAGUUCGUUCUCUCUAAGUUACUGGAGAAUGUUUCUUCCAGUGCGCGUGUAGUAUUCAUCUGAUAAGAAUCAUGCAGAUGUGCUUCUCACAAUUUGUAAUUUGAGUGUAAAUGGUUGUGCUUCGCGCUUCGCGUGUUCAUCACUCCGAUCAUGAAUGUAGGUAGAAGCAGAGUCUGUCAUUGAGGCAAGUGAUCCAAGGGUUCGCAGUUUGAAGCCGAACUACAUCUAAUUGAAUUAAUUUAUGGUAUACGUGUUUUUUUUUGGCAUCUGCUAUUCCUCAGGCAACUGAGAUCUUUUUUUUUUUGUCAAUCAAUUCCCGCAUGAGUGUGUGCAUGCUACCUGCUUUUUGGUGUUCCGCUCAAAAGGAAAUAAGGAGAACUCUUUGGUGUGUGCGUGAGCUA